Penicillium expansum is the source of this 333-nucleotide messenger RNA. RefSeq lists its product as uncharacterized. The record is from RefSeq and is a predicted model, not a curated record. The transcript has 2 exons. Lineage: Eukaryota; Fungi; Ascomycota; Eurotiomycetes; Eurotiales; Aspergillaceae. The coding region runs from base 1 to 333 and encodes 110 amino acids.
AUGGUGGAUUGUCAAAUUCACGACCGGCAGUCACCUAUCACAAGGACGGAGUGUGGGGUUGGGCCGUAUGUGAUGGUGCUCGAAAGUGGACUCGGGAUGAUUGUGAUGGCAAGAUUUCAAGACUGCAAAAGGAGAGAAGGAAGAGAAGAGACGGUGUUAUUCGUUUGGGUGCUCACAAUUGAUAAGACGUCAACUGAUAAACAAAGACAAUUGUUCAAUCGGAGCAGGUGCGGUGAGGGUGGUCGUGGAAUUCCAGAUCGUUUGUGGCAUACUCUUCACGUUACGAUCAACUCGUCUCACUCCCCAAGCUUCUCAGGGAUAUCUAUGUCGUGA